Molecule: messenger RNA, 6149 nt
Organism: Arachis stenosperma
Lineage: Eukaryota; Viridiplantae; Streptophyta; Magnoliopsida; Fabales; Fabaceae
Product: callose synthase 5-like
Exons: 39
Coding region: 1-5760 (1919 amino acids)
Biological process (GO): (1->3)-beta-D-glucan biosynthetic process
Cellular component (GO): 1,3-beta-D-glucan synthase complex; plasma membrane
Molecular function (GO): 1,3-beta-D-glucan synthase activity
Source: RefSeq, a predicted model, not a curated record
AUGUCGAAUCUCGAGCCGGCGGCUCCGCAGACGCUGGUACGGCGGCCGUCGAGGAGCGCAGCCAUGACAACGUUCUCGACGGAGGUGUUUGACGAUGAUGUCGUAGUGCCGUCGUCACUGGCCUCCAUCGCGCCCAUCCUACGUGUCGCCAAUGAAAUCGAAAGCGAGCGCCCUAGGGUUGCUUAUCUAUGUCGAUUCUAUGCGUUUGAGAAGGCACACAGGUUGGAUCAGAGCUCCAGCGGGCGUGGUGUGAGGCAGUUUAAGACGCUGUUACUUCAACGUUUGGAGAGGGACAAUGCGACAAGUCUUGCCUCCCGAGUUAAGAAGACAGAUGCAAGGGAAAUCCAGGCCUAUUAUCAACAAUACUAUGAGCACUAUGUUAGAGCUCUUGACCAAGGAGAACAAGCUGACAGAGCACAGCUUGGUAAAGCAUACCAAACUGCAGGGGUACUCUUUGAAGUGCUUUGUGCAGUUAACAAGACUGAGAAAGUUGAAGAAGUUGCUCCUGAGAUUAUUGCAGCAGCUAGAGAUGUCCAAGAAAAGACGGAGAUUUAUGCCCCUUUCAACAUUCUUCCAUUGGAUUCUGCUGGGGCUUCUCAGCAAAUUAUGCAGCUGGAAGAGAUUAAGGCAGCAGUUUCUGCUCUGUGGAACACCCGGGGGUUGAACUGGCCAAGUACGUUCGAGCAACACAGGCAGAGAAGUGGGGAUUUGGACUUGCUUGAUUGGCUUAGAGCCAUGUUUGGCUUCCAGAAGGACAAUGUCAGGAACCAAAGAGAGCACUUGAUUCUGCUUCUUGCUAACUCUCAUAUAAGGCUCAAUCCAAAACCUGAGCCUCUCAACAAGCUGGAUGACCGGGCUGUUGACGAAAAGAUGAAUGAACUCUUUAAGAAUUACAAGAAUUGGUGCAAGUUUUUAGGAAGAAAACAUAGUUUACGACUCCCCCAGCAAGGUCAGCAAGAGAUACAGCAGAGAAAGCUACUAUAUAUGGGGUUAUAUCUUCUCAUAUGGGGUGAAGCUUCCAAUCUUCGUUUCAUGCCAGAGUGCCUAUGCUAUAUAUUUCACAAUAUGGCCUAUGAACUUAACGGUCUAUUGGCCGGAAAUGUUAGCAUUGUCACGGGUGAAAAUAUCAAACCUUCCUAUGGUGGUGAGGAUGAGUCAUUCCUUCGCAAAGUUGUAACUCCCAUAUACCGAGUUAUUGAAAAUGAAGCACAGCGGGGUAAAAAUGGAACUGCACCCCACUCAUCAUGGUGCAACUAUGAUGAUCUAAAUGAGUAUUUCUGGUCACCUGAUUGUUUUUCGCUUGGAUGGCCCAUGCGUGAUGAUGGUGAUUUUUUCAAGUCCACAUUUGUGUCACAGGGAAGACACGGUGCUCGUAAGAAAGCUGGGAAAACGGGCAAAUCAAAUUUUGUUGAGAGCCGUUCAUUCUGGCACAUCUUUCGCAGUUUUGAUCGUCUCUGGACAUUCUAUAUAAUGGCAUUGCAGGUUAUGAUUAUUAUUUCGUGGAACAAUACUCAAUUGAACGAACUCUUUCAAAAACCACUCUUAUUCAAACUCUCUAGUAUAUUCAUCACAGCAGCCAUACUACGCUUACUACAAGGUAUCUUGGACUUGGUUCUGAACUUUCCUGGGUAUCAUCGUUGGAGAUUCACUAAUGUACUACGGCUUUUACUGAAAAUAAUUGUUAGCAUACUUUGGGUCAUAAUUCUUCCACUGUUGUAUAUUGGUUCCUUCGAGAAUAAUAAUAAUGUCCCAGAGUUUAUCACGAAGAUACUUUCGUUCUUGGGUGAUACAAAGGGCCUUCCACAAUUGUAUUUAUUGGCAGUUGCAGUGUACUUGCUUCCCAAUGCAUUGACAGUAUUUCUCUUCUUCUUCCCAAUGCUCAGGCGUUGGAUUGAAAACUCAGACUGGCGUAUUGUAAGAUUCUUCAUGUGGUGGGCUCAGCCAAGAAUCUAUGUUGGAAGAGGAAUGCAUGAGAGUCAAUUUUCUCUCUUUAGGUACACAUUCUUUUGGCUGCUUCUUUUGGCUUCCAAAGUGGCAUUUAGCUAUUUCAUCCAGAUUAAACCUCUAGUGGAGCCAACUAAGGAGAUAAUGAGGAUUCGCCAUGUUGAUUAUGCUUGGCAUGAGUUUUUCCCUAAUGUUACACAUAACUAUGGUGCAGUCAUUGCACUCUGGUCACCUGUAGUGCUGGUCUAUUUCAUGGACACUCAAAUUUGGUAUGCCAUUUUCUCAACUUUGUCUGGUGGUGUUGUUGGAGCCUUUGAUCGUUUAGGAGAGAUUCGAACUUUGACCAUGCUAAGAUCACGGUUUCAGUCAUUGCCCGGCGCAUUUAACGCAUUCUUGGUCCCUACUGACAAAAACCAGAAGAGGAGAUUCUCUUUGUCAAAGCGUUUUGCUGAGGUUACUCCCAGUAGAAGGGUUGAAGCUGCUAAAUUUGCUCAAUUAUGGAAUGAAAUUAUCUGUAGUUUCCGUGAGGAAGAUAUCAUAAGUGAUAGGGAGAUGGAUCUUUUGAUGGUUCCUUACUCAUUAGACCCUAGCUUGAAAAUAAUUCAAUGGCCACCAUUUUUGCUUGCAAGCAAGAUUGCUGUAGCACUAGAUAUGGCAGCUCAAUUUCAUGGAAAGGACUCUGAUCUUUGGAAGCGCAUUUGUCAUGAUGAAUAUAUGAAAUGUGCUGUCAUUGAAUGCUAUGAAGCUUUUAAGAAUGUUCUAAAUACUUUGGUGGUUGGUGACCUUGAGAAAAGGACGAUCUCCGUGAUCUUCAAGGAAGUUGAGAACAGCAUCUCCAAGAAUACCCUUCUUACAAAUUUCCGAAUGGCAUUUUUGCCCAACCUUUGUAAGAAAUUUGUUGAGCUUGUUGAAAUUUUGAAAGAUGCAGAUCCUUCGAAGCGAGGAACAGUGGUAGUCUUAUUGCAAGAUAUUUUAGAAGUAUUUACCCGUGAUAUGAUGGUGAAUGACAUUAGUGAGUUAGCAGAACUUAAUCAUAGUAGCAAGGACACUGGAAGGCAACUUUUUGCUGGUACUGAUGCAAGACCGGCCGUGUACUUCCCUCCUGUGCUUACAGCACAAUGGGAGGAACAGAUUAGACGCCUGCAUUUACUUUUGACAGUGAAGGAGUCUGCUAUGGAGGUCCCAACAAACCUUGAGGCACGCAGAAGGAUUACAUUCUUCACCAAUUCAUUGUUCAUGGAUAUGCCGCGUGCUCCAAGGGUUCGCAAAAUGCUCUCAUUCAGUGUCAUGACUCCAUACUAUAGUGAAGAGACUGUCUAUUCCAAGAAUGACCUUGAGGUUGAAAAUGAGGAUGGUGUGUCAAUCAUAUAUUACCUGCAAAAGAUCUACCCUGAUGAAUGGAACAACUUCAUGGAGCGACUUGAUUGCAAGAAAGAUAGCGAGGUCUGGGAGAAAGAGGAGAAUGUGUUGCAAUUACGUCAUUGGGCCUCGUUAAGAGGACAAACUCUUUGCCGGACAGUUAGGGGAAUGAUGUACUACAGGCGAGCUCUUAAGCUCCAAGCUUUUCUUGAUAUGGCUAAUGAAAGGGAGAUACUCAAUGGCUAUAAGGCUGUUACUGUUCCAUCCGAGGAAGAUAAGAAGAGUAAGAGAUCUCUGUAUGCCAGUAUCGAAGCUGUUGCUGACAUGAAAUUCACAUAUGUCGCCACGUGUCAGAUCUAUGGUAAUCAGAAGCGCAGCGGAGACCGCCGGGCAACAGACAUAUUGAAUUUGAUGGUUAACAAUCCUUCCCUUCGUGUGGCUUAUAUUGAUGAAGUUGAAGAAAGAGAAGCCGGAAAAGUACAGAAGGUUUAUUAUUCUGUGCUAGUCAAAGCUGUGGACAACCAUGACCAGGAAAUAUAUAGAAUAAAAUUGCCAGGUCCACCCAAGAUAGGAGAAGGAAAACCUGAAAAUCAAAAUCAUGCUAUCAUUUUCACUAGAGGGGAAGCUCUUCAGACAAUUGACAUGAACCAGGAUAAUUACUUGGAAGAAGCUUUGAAAAUGCGUAACCUUCUAGAAGAAUUUAAUGAGGAUCAUGGCGUUCGUCGACCUACUAUACUAGGUGUUCGUGAGCAUAUCUUCACUGGCAGUGUUUCUUCCUUGGCUUGGUUUAUGUCAAAUCAAGAAACAAGUUUUGUCACUAUUGGCCAAAGAGUUCUUGCAAGACCCCUAAAGGUUCGGUUCCACUAUGGUCAUCCUGAUGUUUUUGAUAGAAUUUUCCAUAUCACCCGUGGAGGUAUCAGCAAGGCUUCUCGUGUAAUAAAUCUUAGUGAAGACAUUUUUGCUGGAUUCAACUCCACACUAAGGCGUGGAAACAUUACUCAUCAUGAAUACAUCCAAGUUGGAAAGGGUAGAGAUGUUGGUCUCAAUCAAAUCUCACUCUUUGAAGCAAAGGUGGCCUGUGGUAAUGGAGAACAGACACUUAGCAGGGAUGUCUACAGGCUGGGGCAUCGUUUCGACUUUUUCCGCAUGCUAUCAUUCUAUUUCACAUCUAUUGGAUUUUACUUCAGCUCAAUGGUUGUGGCCCUCACUGUUUAUGCAUUCUUGUAUGGCAAACUUUACCUGUCAUUGAGUGGACUUGAGGCUGCAAUAGUUAAGUUGGCAAAUAGAAGGGGAGAUGAGGCACUGAGGGCAAUAAUGGCUUCACAAUCCCUUGUUCAAAUAGGGCUAUUAAUGACUUUGCCCAUGAUCAUGGAAAUAGGACUUGAGAGAGGUUUCAGAUCCGCUAUGGGAGAGAUGAUAAUAAUGCAGUUGCAGCUAGCACCCGUUUUCUUCACUUUCUCUCUUGGAACCAAGUUGCACUACUACGGACGCACCCUUCUUCACGGAGGUGCAAAGUACAGAGCAACUGGUCGUGGCUUCGUUGUUCGCCACGAGAAGUUUGCUGAGAAUUACAGGCUGUACUCUAGGAGUCACUUUGUGAAAGGGAUUGAGCUUUUAAUAUUGCUCAUAGUUUACAGGGCUUAUGGUUCAGCAGCAAUUGGUGGAGCUUACGCUUUCCUUUCAUGGUCAAUGUGGUUCUUGGUUUGUUCUUGGCUGUUUGCUCCUUUCCUUUUUAAUCCAUCUGGAUUUGAGUGGCAGAAGAUAGUUGAAGACUGGGAUGACUGGAAGAAAUGGAUAAGUAGCCGAGGUGGCAUUGGUGUUCCUGGAAAUAAAAGCUGGGAAUCAUGGUGGGAUGAGGAACAAGAGCAUUUGCAAUACACUGGGUUCAUGGGAAGGUUUUGGGAGUGUUUCCUAGCCCUGCGUUUCUUUGUCUAUCAAUAUGGCAUUGUGUAUCAGCUCCAUAUAUCAAGAGGCGACAAGAGCAUUGUGGUUUAUGGUCUGUCCUGGCUUGUCAUAGUAGCUAUCAUGAUCACCUUGAAGAUUGUGUCCUUGGGUAGCAAGAAGUUCAGCGCGGACUUCCAAUUGAUGUUCCGUCUUCUCAAAUUCUUCCUAUUUGUUGGAACCGUUGUCGCCUUUACCUUAAUGUUUGUCCUGCUAGGUCUCACCGUUACUGACAUAUUUGCCAGCCUCUUAGCCUUUUUUCCAACAGGCUGGGCUCUUGUACAGAUAGCACAAGCAUGCAAGCCUAUUGUGAAGGCCAUAAGAAUGUGGAGUUCUGUCAAAGCUUUAGCAAAAGGCUACGAAUAUCUGAUGGGAGUUAUUAUCUUUGCACCUGUUGCUGUAUUGGCAUGGUUCCCUUUUGUAUCAGAAUUUCAAACUAGGCUUCUCUUCAACCAAGCUUUCAGUAGAGGGCUUCAAAUCCAGCGUAUUUUAUCUGGCGGUAAGAAGAAUAAGUAAAGAAUCAUCCAAACACCUUUGUGGCAAAUUGUUGCUGACAGAAUAUGAGAUAAGAGUACAUGCAAAUUGGGAAAUCAAAGCAAAUUUACAUGAUCAAAGAGCACAUGCUGCGGUUAGAUUAUUGUAUUGUAGAAAUGGCCAGUUGAGUCAUGGUUUUUGGAGGGGGAGUUCAGCCAGCAUUUGUUCAUAAAUUAUUUUAUUGCAAAAGAAUUAUAUCUUGAUUCUAAAGUAUCAUAAAAUUUCACCUUCAAUUCUUCAUUCUUGUUAUUCUUUUUAAUUUUAGGAAAGGAAGAAUUGAAUGUGAACUUUUGUAUGUACCCUAUUGAUUCUGUACUCUAAUAUUCCUAAUUGUGACUCUUCAGCUUUUAGAGUCAGAAGGGCAAGUUUUA